AUGAACCUUUCAAAUCUGAUGGUCAAGCAAGAAGAAGAAAGUCGUGUCAGACAUUUAUCAGGGCAUUCUGGGUCUAGGUCCCAUUCAUCACAGGAAGGUCUUUUAUUUGUGGGACUCCAGCAUGGGGCUAAGCAAGAAGUUUCUUAUAGUCGCUUCUUGGUGGCAUCAAACAAAAGGAAUGUUAAGAGGACAUUAGCUGAGCACAAGGACCAAAUAUCUAGCAGUAAGGCUUAUAAGGGUCCAUGUGUGCUGCAUGACACCCCUCCCCAACACCUGUGGCACCACCAUAGUAACCAGUGGCAGUGGCACUGUCACCUGGAGACAGUACAAGAAGACUUUAGUGACGCUUAUCACGCCAACAAACUGGAUGACCCAGAGCUACAGUCUGGAAGUUAUAGGACAGAGUUAACAUUUAAAUCCUACCUGGAUGGUUCUAAUUUGUCUCAACGUUCUACAUCUAUUAUAGACUAUGUCAAGCCAUCUAUUAAAAAAGAAUUCAAUGAGAAGUUCAAAGAUAGGUUUCCUAAUGUACAGCUAAUGCUCUCUAAACUAAGAAGCUUAAAAAGAGAACUAUAUCAAAUUUCCCAUGUCAAGUGUUUUGUAGACUUGUGGACAGUAGCACAGUCUUAUGUAUUUUUUUUAAAAAAUAAUUUUAAAGCAACUAAACAAAAUCGUAAACUUUGUGCUGGUGCAUGUUUACUGUUGUCAAGCAAAUUGAAUGAUGUUAAAGGAACAACAUUGACCAAACUUAUUGAGCAAGUGGUUGAUGAUUUUCGUGUAAGCAGAAAAGAGCUGUUACAAUAUGAGAUAGAGUGUCUUGUAGCCAUAGAAUUCUACCUGCAUAUUCCAGACACAGAGAUCUACCCUCAUUACCAGAGGCUGCUGUAUAGGUCUUAACAGGAUGAUUGGUCACUGUAUGGCUUCCCAGCCGCCCAGUCUUUGCAUGUCUUUCAAGAUGUUUUCAAGAUGUAUACAAGAUUAAGGCUAAAUAAUGGUCAAACGCUUGAACUUGUACUAAAGCUAUAUUAAAAAAAUUGUUUCUAGGCUUGUGGUUGUACAAAAGAUAAGCCAAAAACUCUUUGACGAUUGUAUAAAAUUUAAGUCAGAAUGAUGUUCAAAGGCUGUGAGUUGUUUGAGAGAUAGCUAAAAAGAGGUGGAUUGUUCAUAAGUUUAGCCAAAAUAUAUUCAAAAGCUUGUGGAUUAUUAAGAUAACAUUUUUACAGUGCUUGUUGUUUGUUAAAAAAAUAUCCCCAAAAAAUGUUCAUAUUAAUCAUGUUUUUUUUUUAAAUUUUGUAACAUAAGUGUACAUAUACAUAUCAAAACGUCAUACAGAAAUACAAAUGAUCUCAUUCAAGUUUUAAAAUGAAAAUGGACCGGUAAAAUGAACUUUGUUGGUUGAAUAUAUAGUAGCUCUACAUUGACAUCUAUUUUUUCACAAUCAAAACAUGACAAUGCUUUUUUUAGCAUUUCAAAUUUCCCAAGAUAAAUUCCAUCUAUUUAAUUCAAUAAUU
This is a messenger RNA of Physella acuta, 1511 nucleotides long. Its product is annotated as CDK5 and ABL1 enzyme substrate 1-like. The record is from RefSeq and is a predicted model, not a curated record. NCBI's taxonomy places the organism in Eukaryota, Metazoa, Mollusca, Gastropoda, Physidae. Gene Ontology annotation, biological process: regulation of cell cycle.